Molecule: messenger RNA, 2457 nt
Organism: Salvelinus namaycush (lake trout)
Lineage: Eukaryota; Metazoa; Chordata; Actinopteri; Salmoniformes; Salmonidae
Product: proline-rich extensin-like protein EPR1
Exons: 3
Coding region: 1-2457 (818 amino acids)
Source: RefSeq, a predicted model, not a curated record
AUGGGAGAAGCCAACAUCUUCACCAUUCCAACCAAGAGGAUCAACACUCACUACCUCAUCUAUCAAAACCGUUACACCCUGUCUGCCUUGCACUGCCCUGCACUGCCCUGCACUACCCUGUCUGCCCUGCACUAUCCUGUCUGUCCUGCACUGCCCUGUCUGCCCUGCACUACCCUGUCUGCCUUGCACUGCCCUGCACUGCCCUGCACUGCCCUGCACUACCCUGUCUGUCCUGCACUGCCCUGUCUGUCCUGCACUGCCCCGUCUGCCCUGCACUACACUACCCCGUCUGCCCUGCACUACACUACCCCGUCUGCCCUGCCCUGCACUGCCCCGUCUGCCCUGCACUACACUACCCCGUCUGCCCUGCACUACACUACCCCGUCUGCCCUGCACUACACUACCCUGCACUGCCCUGCACUACCCUGUCUGUCCUGCACUGCCCUGUCUGCCCUGCACUACCCUGUCUGCCUUGCACUGCCCUGCACUGCCCUGCACUGCCCUGCACUGCCCUGUCUGUCCUGCACUGCCCCGUCUGCCCUGCACUACACUACCCCGUCUGCCCUGCACUACACUACCCCGUCUGCCCUGCACUGCCCCGUCUGCCCUGCACUACACUACCCCGUCUGCCCUGCACUACACUACCCCGUCUGCCCUGUACUACACUACCCCGUCUGCCCUGCACUACACUGCCCCGUCUGCCCUGCACUACACUACCCCGUCUGCCCUGCACUACACUACCCCGUCUGCCCUUCACUGCCCCGUCUGCCCUUCACUGCCCCGUCUGCCCUGCACUACACUACCCCGUCUGCCCUGCACUACCCCGUCUGCCCUGCACUACACUACCCCGUCUGCCCUUCACUGCCCCGUCUGCCCUUCACUGCCCCGUCUGCCCUGCAUUACACUACCCCGUCUGCCCUGCACUACCCCGUCUGCCCUGCACUACACUACCCCGUCUGCCCUGCACUACACUACCCCGUCUGCCCUGCACUACACUACCCCGUCUGCCCUGCACUACACUACCCCGUCUGCCCUGCACUACACUACCCCGUCUGCCCUGCACUACACUACCCCGUCUGCCCUGCACUACACUACCCCGUCUGCCCUGCACUACACUGCCCCGUCUGCCCUGCACUACACUACCCCGUCUGCCCUGCACUACACUACCCCGUCUGCCCUGCACUGCCCCGUCUGCCCUUCACUGCCCCGUCUGCCCUUCACUGCCCCGUCUGCCCUUCACUGCCCCGUCUGCCCUUCACUACCCCGUCUGCCCUGCACUGCCCCGUCUGCCCUGCACUGCCCCGUCUGCCCUUCACUGCCCCGUCUGCCCUUCACUGCCCCGUCUGCCCUUCACUGCCCCGUCUGCCCUUCACUGCCCCGUCUGCCCUGCACUGCCCCGUCUGCCCUUCACUGCCCCGUCUGCCCUUCACUGCCCCGUCUGCCCUUCACUGCCCCGUCUGCCCUUCACUGCCCCGUCUGCCCUGCACUGCCCCGUCUGCCCUUCACUGCCCCGUCUGCCCUUCACUGCCCCGUCUGCCCUGCACUACACUACCCCGUCUGCCCUGCACUACACUACCCCGUCUGCCCUGCACUACACUACCCCGUCUGCCCUGCACUACACUUCCCCGUCUGCCCUGCACUACACUACCCCGUCUGCCCUGCACUACACUACCCCGUCUGCCCUGCACUACACUACCCCGUCUGCCCUGCACUACACUUCCCCGUCUGCCCUGCACUACACUUCCCCGUCUGCCCUGCACUACACUACCCCGUCUGCCCUGCACUGCACUGCCCCGUCUGCCCUGCCCUGCACUGCCCCGUCUGCCCUGCACUGCCCCGUCUGCCCUGCACUGCCCCGUCUGCCCUGCACUGCCCCGUCUGCCCUGCACUGCCCCGCCCCGUCUGCCCUGCCCUGCUCUGCCCUGCACUGCCCCGUCUGCCCUGCACUGCCCCGCCCCGUCUGCCCUGCCCUGCACUGCCCCGUCUGCCCUGCACUACACUGCCCCGUCUGCCCUGCACUACACUGCCCCGUCUGCCCUUCACUGCCCCGUCUGCCCUGCACUGCCCCGUCUGCCCUGCACUGCACUGCCCCGUCUGCCCUGCACUGCCCCGUCUGCCCCGUCUGCCCUGCACUGCCCCGUCUGCCCUUCACUGCCCCGUCUGCCCUUCACUGCCCCGUCUGCCCUUCACUGCCCCGUCUGCCCUGCACUGCCCCGUCUGCCCUUCACUGCCCCGUCUGCCCUGCACUGCCCCGUCUGCCCUGCACUGCCCCGUCUGCCCCGUCUGCCCUGCACUGCACUGCCCCGUCUGCCCUGCACUGCCCCGUCUGCCCUGCACUGCCCCGUCUGCCCUGCACUGCCCCGUCUGCCCUGCACUGCCCCGCACUCCCAUGCUCUGCCCCUCACUGCCCCGCAUUCCCCUGUCUGCACUGCCCUGUCUUGCCCAUGGAUUGUUUAA